Messenger RNA from Dermatophagoides pteronyssinus (European house dust mite), 620 nucleotides. RefSeq lists its product as uncharacterized. The record is from RefSeq and is a predicted model, not a curated record. NCBI's taxonomy places the organism in Eukaryota, Metazoa, Arthropoda, Arachnida, Sarcoptiformes, Pyroglyphidae. Gene Ontology annotation, cellular component: membrane.
UAAUUUCCAAUUGUUUGAUUGCUCGUUGAUCUUCUUCAAACUUCAAUCAUGCCUUUUGUAAAGAUAAACUUUGCCCACCAAAUCGUAGUAAAUAAAAACUAUCUCCGAUCCAUACCUGGUUUGUUGAAAUUGGUUCAAUGUCUAUGUUGUUUGAUAUCAUUUUUAACCAUAUGGCUUUCAUGUCGCAGCAAUUACGACCCAUAUCUGGGAACUUAUUCUGGAUUUGUUGGUGGUGAUCUGGAAACUUUUGCACUGUUGAUCCAUUUCAUGUUAUUCAUGAUGACCACAUUGAUAUUGGCCAUAUAUUAUUUGUCAAUAUUUGCAUCGACCAUAAUUCCCAAAACAGUAUUUGAAUUUGUCUAUCAUUUAUUGGCCUUCAUCUCUCAACUGAUCGUUUCCAUUUGUUUGUUGAUAACAUUAGUCAAUAGGAAUCAAGCUGAUGACGGAUUUCCGCCUGAACCAGGAUUCAAAGGCAAACUAACUAGUUCGAUAUUCGGUCUGAUGGCUUCAAUCGUUUAUGGCAUCGAUGCAUGUUAUUCCUAUCAAUCCUAUAUCCGAAGCUGAUCAAUCAAUAUGAAUUGUUGUUAAUAAUUGUAUAUAUCAACAUUUUAUCCAAACAA